GAAAAGUAGGUAAUGAAUUAAAUAAUGAAAACAACAAGAUACAGCUACAGUAAGAGUACAAUCAAUUUUAUGCAACGCCAAUGAAUUUUCGAAGUGGUUUCCUAAAAAGUAGUAGUGUUGUGGUAGGAGCACAAAGAUUUUACAAUAAUAAUUUGAUUAACUUACUGAAAAGUAUGCCACGAGACGUCUCAAAUAUUGCCAAGUUGCAAAAGCAGCGCAACAAAAUAAAGGAAAAGGCAACGAAAUAUCCCCCUGGUACUGUCGAUUUGCAAUUUCUGUGUCCUUCCUCCAGUGGUCCUGCUUCAGUAUAUGUCUUUACUGAUCAAAGUCGUUAUUUGUUCAAUUGUGGCGAGGGAACACAACGACUUGCUCAUGAGCACCGCACUAAGCUUGCCCGUUUAGACCAUGUUUUUAUGACACGUACGUCUUGGAGUACAAUUGGUGGACUUCCGGGCUUAUGUCUCACCUUACAAGAUACCGGAGUUCCUGAACUGGUGCUUCAUGGUCCUCCAGGUUUAGACGAAGUAUUCAGAGCUACCAAGAGAUUUGUCGUUCUACGAGACCUGAAAGUAAAUACGAUAGAAGCCGCUACAAAUAUUGUAGAAGAUUAUGAGGAUAUUGUUAUGACGGUGAAACAUGUACCACUUCAAAAGAAAGCUUCACAAGACGAAGGCCAAGUAGAGAGCGCAGAAGAAGAAAUAGUCGCCGAAGACCAAGUGGAUUAUUAUGGAUAUGAAAAUAAGACCAAACUCAAACCGAAGUUAGAUGUGUCGAAUGCUGUGCAACGACUUGUGCAGCGAACUGAAUAUUGUGUAACUGCUUACGUCUGUAAACUGAAGCCAAAACCGGGAACAUUAGAUUUAGAGAAAUGCGUAGAAAAACGUGUACCACCGGGACCUUUACUUGGACAAUUAAAAAAUGGUUUCGAUGUAAAAUUAGAAGAUGGAACGAUCGUCAUGUCUAAAGAUGUACGAGGUCCGGACGAUCCUGGACCUAAAUUCAUAUUUCUCGAUAUUCCUAGUGAAGAUUAUAUGGAGUCAUUAAUUGAAAAUCAGUCCCGACUCCUUGACGAUUCUGAUGCAAUACCCUCUGUUGUUGUUCAUUUUGGACCAAAUGAAAUAAUUACUAGUCCUGCCUACGUGGAAUUUAUUUCGAAAUUCCCCGACAGUACCGUGCAUCUCGUUGCCAACGGAUCAAAAUCCUUUAAUGGAUACGUCGCUGCACACAGAAUCCAAUUUCAACUUAAUCAACUAGACCCGAAUAUUUUCCCCGUGUUGCACGAAGCUGUUAAGUUUGAAAAUACGCAAGAGUUGGAUGAAAGUGAGACAUUAAAAAAGAAAAUGCGGCUCGACUCUCCAAUUCAAAAGUCUGUAGAUAGUGUCUCCAUGGAUAAAUUCUUUAAUGUUUCAACGUUGACCUCAUUUCACUUGAGACCUUUGAGAGGUCUCGACACGGAAUGUGAAGCAACAAUUUCCUCAAAGGAUUAUAUCAAGGAACUAGAAGUAACCCCAGGAUGCCUAGAUACAAUAGCAAAUGUGAAAUCGGAAAUACACACAAAAGUCGACCAAAGUCGUGAAACGAAAUAUCCCAAAUUAGUUUUCCUAGGUACCGGUUCAUGUAUUCCCAACAAAACGCGGAACGUGAGCAGCAUUUUAGUUCAUAUCAACUCAGAAACGUGCAUUUUAUUGGAUUGUGGUGAAGGCACUGCGGCACAAAUUUAUAGAUUUUACGGUUUAACAGAAGGGCGCGAGAUGCUGAAACGUUUAAAGGCAAUUUAUGUUUCACAUCUACAUGCGGACCAUCAUUUAGGAUUAAUUGGAUUGCUUCAUGAAAGACAAGCAGUUAUGAAGGAAGACUUGAAUCCUCUAUUUUUAUUUGCUCCUCAACAAAUUUCGUUUUGGUUGGCAUUUUACGACAAAAGAAUUGAAAGAAUCAGAAAAACUUAUACUUUAGUGCCGAACAGUAGUAUGUUAAAGAGUCCUUUUGUGGAUCUUGAAUCUAGUGGAAUAAGCGGAAUACAAACUUGCUUUGUGAAACAUUGUCCACACUCUUUUGGUGUUGCUAUCGAAACUUGUUCAUCGGAUGCCCCAACAAAAAUCACAUACAGUGGUGACACCAUGCCAUGCAACAAUCUUGUCACGUUGGGCAAGGACUCGACAAUUCUCAUACACGAAGCCACGAUGGAAGAUGACCUAGAAGAAGAAGCCAAAUACAAAAUGCAUUCUACAGUUUCACAAGCGAUAAACCAAGGAUCAUUUAUGAAUGCGAAAUACACCAUUCUGACGCAUUUUAGUCAACGUUAUGCAAAGUUGCCGAGACUCGAGUUUGAUACUUUGAAGGAAAACGUAGGGUUGGCAUUCGACAACAUGGAAGUAACUUUGGACGAUCUACCAAAAUUACACAAAUUGUAUCCGGCUUUGAAAGCAAUGUUUAUGGAACAUUGUGAAGACAUGGAGAACAAAGCCAUGAAACGAUCACUCAAAAAACAAAGACAAGCAAGUAGGCAAGCAAGUCCAGAGAAACUAUAAAAUGAUAUAGAAUAAGACGAAAUAUUGUUAAAUAAAAUACGUUAUUUAGAUUUUUUAA
Culicoides brevitarsis is the source of this 2586-nucleotide messenger RNA. It is a transcript of the gene RNaseZ, whose product is annotated as ribonuclease Z, mitochondrial. Gene Ontology annotation, cellular component: mitochondrion. Gene Ontology annotation, molecular function: 3'-tRNA processing endoribonuclease activity. NCBI's taxonomy places the organism in Eukaryota, Metazoa, Arthropoda, Insecta, Diptera, Ceratopogonidae. The record is from RefSeq and is a predicted model, not a curated record. The transcript is spliced from 4 exons. The coding region runs from base 81 to 2528 and encodes 815 amino acids. Gene Ontology annotation, biological process: mitochondrial tRNA 3'-end processing.